This is a messenger RNA of Teleopsis dalmanni, 890 nucleotides long. Its product is annotated as trypsin eta-like. The coding region runs from base 53 to 868 and encodes 271 amino acids. NCBI's taxonomy places the organism in Eukaryota, Metazoa, Arthropoda, Insecta, Diptera, Diopsidae. The record is from RefSeq and is a predicted model, not a curated record. The transcript has a single exon. Gene Ontology annotation, biological process: proteolysis. Gene Ontology annotation, molecular function: serine-type endopeptidase activity.
ACACCUUCAGUAGUCUUGACUUCGCCUCGUUAAACUCAACAUCAAAUCGAACAUGAUCUAUCAAAUUCAAACAUUUUUCUUCAUUUGUCUAAUAGUUGUCUUCACUACAAGUCAAGGAUACGUAUUAGCUGAAAAUAAACCUACAGGACUACAGCAACGCAUAUUAGAUGGUCUAACAACUACUAUAUUUAAGCAUGCCUAUCUGGUAUCGAUUCGAAAAAGAUUCAGUGAAAUAUCUGCCUAUGAGCACUACUGCAGUGGUAGCAUAUACUCAGCUAACAUAAUUUUAACUACAGCCAGCUGUGUGCGUAACACCAAUCCCUCCAAUAUAAAAGUUAUAACAGGCACCAGCUAUAGUUCAGGUGCAGCGCAGGAUGGCGCAAUGCAUACAGUUCGAGAAGUUGCUUUACAUACAAAUGAUUCUAUAGAUAUAGCACUACUGCAUUUAGGCACUAAUAUAACUUUAAAUGGUUUUAAUACAAAAGCUAUAUCUUUGGCCAAAGAAUUACCAAAAACUGGUAAAAUGGGUGUAGUAGCUGGUUGGGGUAAAAAUACUGAAAUUGGUACUAUCAGUGAAAAUUUGCGCGAAAUUAAUGUACCAACUAUGGAUCAGGCUGCAUGCAAGGCUUAUUAUUUUUGGCAUUCUAUUACUGAUACGGAAGUAUGUGCUGGGUAUGUUAAUGGUGGUGUAGACGCCUGUCAAGGUGAUGCCGGCAGUCCAUUAUUAGUUGAUGGAAAAGUGAUUGGUAUCGUUUCGUGGGGUUAUGGGUGUGGGCGAAAAUAUAAUCCUGGCGUUUACACAAAUGUAGUGCGUCUUGUUGAUUGGAUUGAGCAGAAUGCAGCAGUGACAAAUGAAAUUCUUAUGUAAAUAAUUAACAAAUUAAAAUUGU